Messenger RNA from Cavia porcellus (domestic guinea pig), 5346 nucleotides. RefSeq names its product ligand dependent nuclear receptor interacting factor 1 (gene Lrif1). Gene Ontology annotation, biological process: regulation of DNA-templated transcription. Lineage: Eukaryota; Metazoa; Chordata; Mammalia; Rodentia; Caviidae. The record is from RefSeq and is a predicted model, not a curated record. Gene Ontology annotation, molecular function: nuclear retinoic acid receptor binding. The transcript has 4 exons. The coding region runs from base 25 to 2634 and encodes 869 amino acids.
GCGGAGCCCAACGCAGUCUUCUAAAUGGAGCCGGCUCUGAUGGAGGCGGUGCCAGAAAACCAGACCUCUCCGCGUCCGCCAGUGAUGGCUGCGGAGCAGUCGCGUAGCUCUGUGGGGCGGAGAUUUGGACCGAUUCUAGGCACCCCUAGAGUUUGGAGGGCGGCGUCUGUUCCACAAAUCUUCCGGCCUUUCGGAAGUGCGCCGCCUCUCUUCAGAGGCUGGGGAUACGCCCUUCAGGAAAGCCCGCCCCAGCACUCCGUAGUUGCUGGCAGCUGCAGCCCGAUAUUCUCUCGCUCUGGUUCUCUCCCCCGAGAGAAUUCUAGCUGUGUACUACCCACGUUCCUAGAUGUACUGUCCCCCGCCACUCUUAAAAUGUCCAGUAACCCUCAGAGGGUCUUCCUGAAACCCGCAGAGGAAAAUUCAGGCAACGCCUCGCCUUGUGUUUCAGGCUGCAUGUACCAAGUAGUUCAGACGAUUGGCUCGGAUGGAAAAAAUCUUCUGCAGUUACUUCCAAUUCCUAAUUCUUCUGGAAAUCUUGUUCCACUAGUUCAAUCUCCAGUCAUAUCUGAUGCUUUGAGAGGGAAUACAGGAAAACCAGUGCAAGUUACUUUUCAGAAUCAGAUUUCCAGCUCCUCCACAAGUACGUCAGUUCAAUUGCCCAUUUUACAGCCAGCCAAUUCUUCAAGCUAUUUUCUUACAAGAACAGUAGAUACAGCAGAAAAAGGUAGAGUUACUUCUCUGGGAACUGAAAAUUUUGUUUCUUCAUUUUCUAAAGUUAAGAGUCAUGGUGUGAAACUUGAUGGACCCACCAUGAAACCAUAUGCUGUUCCUCCCUCAACACAAAGUGAUUCAUCUUACAUUGUAUUCAAUCCCUCAAGUCUUCCAAUGACUGUGAAAUCUCCAGUUUUGCCUUCUGGGCAUCAUUUACAGAUUCCAGCCCAUGCUGAAGUGAAGUCUAUACCUGCAUCAUCAUUGCCUCCUUCAGUUCAGCAAAAGAUACUUACAGCUGCAACCAACAGUACCUCAGGAACAGUUGAGGCCUCCCAAAUACCAACAGUUAUUUAUGUAGCUCCUGUAAAUACAGUAAAAAGUGUAGUUACCAAGAACUGUCAAAAUAUUUACCCAAAACCUGUUAGAGAAAUACCAAAACCAAUGAUACUCAAUACCACACAAAUUCGAGCAAAAGUUGCUACAGAGACACAAUUAAAAGGUGGUCAGCAUUCUCAAGCUACUCCAGUGAAAUGGAUUUUUCAAGAACAUCUACAACCUUGUACUCCAUCUCUUGUUCCUGUUAAAUCUUCAAAUAAUGUGGCAUCAAAAAUUUUAAAAAGUUUUGUAGAUGGGAAAAGUUUGGGAGAUAAUACUAUUAGUAUGUCACUUAGUGGGACACAAUCUAUAAAUAUGCCUUUAAGAGAUAAUGCAUUGGUUAUGUUUAAGGGGAAGGUCUAUCUGUUGGCUAAAAAGGGAGUGGAUACUCUGCCAUCACAAACUGACCAGAAUUCUAUUUCUGUUGAUGCUUCACUAAGAAAAGACACAUCACAGAUAGUGAGUUCAAGUCCAGUCACAGAAAUAUCCAAAGAGGUUGUAAAUAUUGUUUUAGCUAAAAGUAAAUCUUCCCAGAUGGAGAGAAAAUCACUUUCAAAUACUCAGAUUUCUUCCAUGGUCAAUGUAAGUUCAGAGAAGAAUAAAAAAGUGGAGAAACCAUCUCUUUCUACCACAGACCCAAAUAAUAUGAACCAACCUAGUAACUACCCAAAACAGAGUAAGACUCUAUUCACAAAACCACUGUUUCCAGAUGGAUUUAGUACAGAACAGAGUGCCCCAAGAAAAAGAAAUAUCAUCCAGAGCAUAGAGAAAAUAAAUUCCUCUAUUGAUGCAACAGCUGUUACUUCACAACAGUGUGUUUUCAGAGACCAAGAACCAAAGAUACAGAAUAAGAUGGCAUCAGUGCUAGAGAACCAUACUCAAGAAAGCAAGGAUGUGAAAGAGUCUGAAGAAAGCACUAAUAAGGCGUUGUAUUUGAAGAGUGAUACUGAAUUUAGAAAGAUAUUUGGUCUCACUAAAGAUGUGAGAGUUUGUCUUACUCGAAUUCCUGACCAUUUGGACUGCGGAAAAGGUUUUGAUUACCUUAGCAGUUUGGUGACGGAUGGUACAUACAGGAAGACAGAGUUUGUGGUGAAGGAAGAGAAAAACAAACAGAGUUGUGGUAAGAAAAGAAAAGCAAAAACCACUAAGAAGAUGGAUCACACAAAGAAGAGAAAAACAGAGAGUGCUUUUAAUACAGUCAUAAAUGGGGAAGCAAAUGUCACUUCUGAAUCACUUAACAACAUUUUACCAACUUCAGAUAUACCUCAAUAUAACAUUCUCCCAAGCCCCAGCAAAACCGGAGAAGAAAAGAGAACCAAUAUAAAACACUAUUCCCAAGGACAACAGGAGAAAGUUGCAUCGAAUUCAAAUGUAAUUUUCGAACAAAGUUAUUCCUUUAGUAAAAACUAUACUGAAGAUAUUUUCCCAGCAACACCACCAGAAUUGGAAGAAACCAUCCGAGAUGAAAAAAUAAGAAGACUUAAACAGGUACUGAGAGAGAAAGAAGCAGCUCUUGAAGAAAUGCGUAAGAAAAUGCAACAAAAAUAACAAAAUGUCCUAUAUUUAAAGACUUCAAUGAAAUAACUUUUAAAAACAGACCUUUUUUUAUUAAUACAGUACUCCCACAUAUUAUAUUCCAUGAUCCCAGUGGUUUUCUGAAACUGAAGAUAAUAUUGAACCUUGCAGUUCUUGAUACCCACUCCCAUACCUAAGACUGCUACUUAAAUACCAGUGUGGCCACACGGCAAAGGAAUGAUUUAUGUUUUGAGCAGGACAGUAUAAAAUUGCAUUGCACUGCUCAGAAUUGACAUACAAUUUACGAAUUAUUUCUUGGAGUUUUCCAUUUGGUAUUUUGGACACCAUGGAAAACAAAACUAUGAAGGACUCCUGUAAGUUGAUUAUAGAUGCAUUCUGAAAGUGUUUUUGAAUGUAAGACUUUUUUUUUUUCAUCAGUUGAUUUUAAAAUUUAAGGAAUACAGAAAAAUUUGAUUCACAUGACAUGUGAAUAAAACACAUAGGGUACCAGAACCAUUGUGUUUAGAUACCUGUUUUGAAAGGAAAAACGUUUUAUUUUUCUACAGUCUUAACUGUAAGUUAAAGUAUUUGUUUAGGUAUUUGUACAGGGUUUUUGUUACUGUAUCUUUAGCUAAAUUGUUCAUGUGUUGCUCCAAUAAAGCUACUAUAUACUGUUGAAAGUUUGCAACUCAAGAGAAGAAAUGAGCCAUAAAUAUAACUUUACGAUUGAGUUUGUGUACGUACUUUUGGUCUCCCAUAAAAUGAUGGUGUCUUCUUUUCACCAUUGUUCAUUUCUUUUAAUUUCAUGAAAGAAAAUGUAUUAUAAUAGCAUUAUUUGAAUUUUGAGAUAUUUCUAAAGAGUGAAAGAUAGUUAUUUUAUAACUCUGCAAAGUUACUUUGUAAAUCCAAAACAGUAUUUAGAAUUCAGGCUGUUUGAAUGUUUGAUAUAUUAUUGUCUUAAAGUGAUAUGUUACUGGGCAGCAGUUCAUUCUCCUUCUUUCCCUUUUUUUGCAUAUGUGUACAUGUUAAAUAGUAUGAAAAGUAGAUCUGAACACUUGUUACAUUAUUACUUAUUAACCUCUGUAUACUUUUUUUAAUAGAAUCAUACAUUUUUCUGUCAGGCUAAUCUUUGAUUUGGAAGAGGUUAUGAGACUAGUGUGGACAUAGGGAUUAAGAAUGAGGAAGAGAAUAAAGUAAUUAAAAUGGUGAACAAGUUCUGGAAAUGACACAUUUAAAAAGAAUUAUACAAUGGCAAUAAAAAUGGUAAAGCAGAAGAUACUGAACAAGAGUGAAACAAAUCGAUCAAUUAGAUUCUUUUUAGUACCAGUUUUAUGGAAAUAUUCACAUACUGUGAAACUCACCCUUGUAAAGUGAUUUUAUGCAAAGGUGUACCUCUAUCCAUACUUAACUUCAGAACAUUUUCAACAUCCUCAAAGCUCAUGUCCAUUAAGCAGUCACCUUACUCCUCACUUCUCCAUCUAAGCAACACAGUAUUUAGAUAGAAUUACGUGUUGUGAACAUUUUGUAUACAUGAAAUUAUAUAUUUACUUGUGUAACUUUUUUUUGUAGUUAAUAUUUUCAAGGUAUGUUACGUUGUGGCAUAUAUUGGUAUUUCAUUAUUUAUUGCCAAAUAAUAUUCCAUUGUACUGAUACAGUCAUCCCUCAGUGUCUGUGGAGAUUGGUUACCCCAAGUUUACCAAAAUACAUGGAUGUUCAAUUACCUUAUAUAAGAUGGCAUAGUAUUUGCAUAUGUUACUUACAUAAGUACUUGCAUAUGUUCCUGCUGUGUAACUUAAUAAUUCAUUCAUCACUUAUAAUACCUAAUACUGUAUAAACUAUGCAUAGAUAAUUAUACUGUAUGGAAAAUAAUAACAAGGAAACAGUGUAUUCAGUGCAGAUGUAUUUAUUUUACAAAAUUUUUGAUACAAUAUUGGCUAUGGAACUAACAAGUAAGUGGGCCAGUUGUACGACAUUUUAUUUGUUCAUCUCUUACAGACAUUUGGGUUGUUUCCAUUUUGGGGUACUUAAAAUAUUUUGGUGAAUUUUAAUGUAUAAAUUUCAGUGUGAACAUGUUUUCAAUUCUUCUGGGUAUAUUCCAAGGAAUUUAAUUAUUCAGUCACACUGUAACUCUUUAUGUUUAACAUGUAAGGCACUGCCAAGUUAUUCAGUCAUUUUGUUUCCCCAAUUUCACUGCAGCACAUCUUGUCAAGGUCACCAGUGAUUGCCAUGUUACUCUAUCCUCUAUCCCUAGGUUAGUUAUCAAGCUUCAUGAUUUUUCAGUGAAACAUGAUUUCACAAAUCAAUACUUUCUUUCAUAAAUGUAUAAAUAUUACAGAAGUCAUAUAUGUGUAUUACAGAAAAUUAGAAAAUAUAGCAAAUACUAAAACUUAAAGUAGCACAUUCCCAUCAUUGAAAAUUUAUCACUUAAGAUUUUAAAGUGUAUCCUUUCUGAACUUCAAAAGUAUUCCUCCAUAUAUAUAUUUAUAUGUAUAUAUGUUAUCAGAAUAAGCUUCCUAAUUAUGCUAUUUUGUUUCGCACUUCUAAAGUCAACAGUUUAUUCCUUUGAGUAAACUUUCAUCUCUUCUAAUAUUGAUGCCAGCUUCACCGGUUUGACCCCAGAAUAUGAUUUGUAUUUCUCCAAACCACUUCAAGUGUAGGACUGUGCAUUUAUGUUUCUCAGGAACACUGUCAAAUGUAGGACUAUGCAUUUUUUUGUUUUACCCAAUAAAGGUUAUUUUCCUUUAA